AAAGGUCGGUGAGGAAAACUGAAUGUUUUUUUUAUGUAUCCACCAUGUGAAUAAGGAUGUCCAUUUUCUAGUGGUGUGUGCCGUGAGGUGUUGGUCUUUCUUUGGGCAACAAGCACUUAAUUUUGAUUAUGUUGAUGUAGCCAACAGCGUAACGGAUAUGCGCAACAAAUCGCUAGCCAAAAAAAAAAAAUAAAAUAAAAUAUGGAUGCGAUUUUAUUUAGUUGUCCUUGGAAAAAUGUUGAAGGGAAAUAAGGAAGGGAAAACAUCUUGCGAAAAACAAAAAUACAUCCUAAACUUGGACAAUCUAUUCAACCAAAAAGGGGAGAGGGGACAUUAGGUAGUCUGCCACGCGGUCCCUCGGGUGCAAGACGUUCGUUUUUUUUUUUGUUUUGUUUUGUUUGAGACAAAAAUUGUGCGGACGUUUUUGCCAAAAGGAUUCGUACCAUUACUCCGUCGAAUUUGUGGGGAAUUUUCUUUUCGAGUGGCCGUUGUUGUCCGAUCACCUCUGGCAGUGAGUGCACAAAUGAACUGGGUUUUAUGCUAAUUUUUUCUAUUCAAAUGGCUAGAAGGUAAAAAAAACUAUUCUCAGUUCCUAUUGAAAAUAGAUACACAGACGUCAAACAACCAGUUGCUCGGCUAUAAUAGGUUUCGAAUGCCAUGAAUAUCGAAUGGAAUACGAGUCGAUUUCUCACCGGGACUACCCUCGUACCACGUGACUCAACUGUACCAUCAUUUCUUGUCCAUAUUUGAACAUUUCCUGAAACGUGACAGUUUUCACAUCAAAAAGUAAAUCGAAAAUUCUGUGAACAAUGACGUCACUGUGGUCGAUCUUCGUCAUGAAUCGGAGCGUGGCCAAUAAUGUCGUCAGUGAUUGCCAUUCGAUGGACGCUGGUGGUCACCAGAUUCACCAAGAAAAGAACUCUAAUAAUAAUUCAUCAUCUUCGAUUUAUUCAUCGAUUUCUAUCGGCGAUUGGGACGAGUGGGACGAGUCGCUAUGGACACCCAGACAACGUCAAUGGCUCGAACAAGGCGUCGUCCCUCGUGAGGUCUACGUGACUCUGAGCGUCAUCUUAAGUCUUGUCGUCGUCUUCGGAUUGAUUGCCAACGCCACCAUUCUCUACAUUUUCUCCAGAUUUAAAAGGCUUAGGACUCCCGCCAACGUCUUAGUCAUCAAUUUGACUGCCUGUGAUUUCAUCUCGUGUCUCAUUCACCCGAUGGCCGUUUAUUCGUCCUAUCGUGGUCGUUGGUCGUUCGGCAAAACUGGCUGCAAUUUGUACGCUACGGGCAUCGGAUUCUUUGGACUCAACAGCAUCGUAACAUUAUCGGCCAUCGCCUGCGAACGCUACAUUGUCAUCACGUCCAGCAGCUGCCGCCCAGCCGUGGCCAGAUGGCGUAUCACUCGAUGUCAAGCACAAAAGGCUUGCGUGGCUAUUUGGCUUCAUUGCGCCGCUCUUGUGGCUCCCCCCUGGCUCCUGGGAUGGUCUUCUUACGAGCCGGAAGGCGUUCUAGUGACUUGUUCCUGGGAUUACACGACGCGGACGCUCUCCAAUCGGCUCUACUAUUUGUAUCUGCUCUUCUUCGGAUUCGUCCUGCCUGUCUCUGUUUUGACGUUCUGUUACGUGGCCAUUUUCCGGUUCAUCGUACGCUCGUCCAGGGAGAUGACUCGAAUGAUUAUGACCAGUCACGUAAAAUCGCCGUUCAGCACGGCCAUAACGUCGUUCCGCAAACGGCGCAGGCAAACGGACGCUCGUACAGCUAUGAUCCUUUUAUCACUGGCCGUGCUCUGCUACACGGCCUGGACACCUUACGCCAUCGUCAGUUUGAUCGGCCAGUUCGGUCCAGUUGACGAAGACGGCCAAUUUGAGCUCUCGCCAAUGGCAACGUCCAUCCCUGCGUUCCUGGCCAAAACGGCCAUUGUUUUCGAUCCGCUACUCUACGGAUUUUCGCAUCCGCAAUUCCGCUCUUCCGUCCGCCAGGUUUUGCAGCACAACAGCUUUGCAGAGAGCAGCAACAACGGCCUCGUUCAACGAGGUGUCGUUGCCAAUAAAGGCCAUCCGCACGGAGCCACGACGCUUAUGAUGGUGACGGCUGGAUUACGUCACACCGCUACGCGUCAACAUUUGCGCAGCCAGUCACUUCACACCAGUUCGGCGGCUGUUUCAUGGGCCAAAUCUGUCAGGAACGCAUCAUCCGAGCACGACAGCGACACGCAUCAAUCGAUUAACGAAAUCAACAACGUCGUUUACCCGUCGUUAAACGGAAGCAUCCCGCCGACUUCACAAUCGAACGAAACAAUUCAUCGCGUUUGCAGUCAUCCUAAAAGAGCCAUGAGUUUGGCCACCAUAAUGUGGAACAAGAAUCACCUGAAGAAAACAGCAGAUAGUUCAGAGACUCUUACAAGAGGGAGCAGCUGUCGAGAAAACGUUUACAGCUGCUGGACGUCCGUUACGCGGUCCGAUGGCGACGCAUUUUAUUUAUUAAACGAUGGAAAACAAUGGGCAGAAAAAUGCCGUCAGCCGUGGAUUGUUACGGACGGAAGGCGAGUGUUUUAUCCGUCACGCGCAAUGAAUGCCGAUAAGAAGAACAAAGGCCAGCAAAGUAGUCGGAAGGAAGCGACGAGGCGUCUGUCCGAGUCGGACCUUCUGCAGCGGAUCGCCAGCCGAGAAAAGGGAAACCGUCGCAAGAAGCCAGUGGCACUCAGAUCCAUUGGAGAUCUAACGGCUCACGUGAUUGAAAAUGAUCCGCUUUUCGUGGUCGUUGCUCUACCGGCCCGGCCAGUGAUUAUCGACGAUUGUCAAUUAUCCAGCAGCAAGAAAGGGAAAAAGCGGAUCGCUUCGCCGCUGCAUUUCCCUAAAUUGAACCGAUCGGCUUCUCCGUGUUUAUCAUCGGCACGAUCUGUGACAAACGACGUUGGUUUCUUGCCGAGGAACACUUUCGUAAGUCGAUCGAUUGAACAGCAUCGCCAACAGUCCAUGAUUUUCGAUGGCAGAGUCAAACUGGCAAGCGAAGGUUGGAGAUCUAAUUCCAUGUCUUGCCCGCUCAUUUCCCCGUGAUUCGAUUUGCAUAUGUAUACGUAUAUAGCCAGCUGCACACAAUGUGAUGCUGAUUAUGAAUCAUAUUUUCUGUGUUAAAGCAAUUCUGUUUUUUAUGGAGAAAACAGCUGUUGUGAUAUGUUUCUUUUUAUGGGGGGGGGGGGGCUAUUUAAAAAGAAAUACUUUGAACGGGAAAGUCUGUAGAUAAUCUAUAUCAAACUGUAAAUGAUCGUGAUAUGCAUUUUGAAAAAUCUGAAGCGCCACAGGGUACGAUGUUUCCCAAAUUCAAAUGUGAAACUAUAUGAUUUUAUAUGAAUGUAGUAAAAUGUCUCAUGUUUUGUAUCAACACAAUGUCCAUUGAAUUACUCAGCAUUUAUUUAGAGGGCAAACAAAAGACUAAAGAAACAAUGCUCUACAUACUGUCUACCGAAAUUCACGAAUGAAAUGUAGUCUAGCUAGAAAUGUUUGUCGUGCAUUGAUAUUUUGUUUGAUUAUCGCCGAGCCUAGCGGAGGCUGUUGAAAUGACAAGAUAAACACGUCGGCACAAGAACAUGCAAAUAUUUUUCCUUGACGUACACAACAAAUAUAAAGUGUACGAGAUUUCA
Daphnia magna is the source of this 3637-nucleotide messenger RNA. RefSeq names its product rhodopsin, GQ-coupled. Gene Ontology annotation, molecular function: G protein-coupled receptor activity. NCBI's taxonomy places the organism in Eukaryota, Metazoa, Arthropoda, Branchiopoda, Diplostraca, Daphniidae. The transcript is spliced from 7 exons. The record is from RefSeq and is a predicted model, not a curated record. Gene Ontology annotation, biological process: visual perception; G protein-coupled receptor signaling pathway. The coding region runs from base 810 to 3053 and encodes 747 amino acids. Gene Ontology annotation, cellular component: membrane.